AAGCAAGCCUCACUCAGGUCACCGUCAACGGCCAUAGAUCAGAUUUGAAAUCGCUUCUUUUCCAAUUCAUUUCCCCAAGUUUUUCGCAUCGUAAUCGCGUUGAUAAUUGUCUCACCAUUAUUGCCAAGUUCCCCACCAUCCAUCGCUCCUCUUGGCUGCUUGUAUACCUUGUUGCGCAUCAAGAUUGUGCAUUUCCAUCUCCCCGAGUCGUCCCAAUGGCGACCACCCUUUCCGAUUCCUUCUCCUCAGUGGACCACUCAACGGCUGUAAUCAUACCCAGCAAAACCCAGCCCCUCGCUGUGUCCUACAAAGCACUCUCUGCCGAAGUGCUGUCCUUCCAAAAGAAACUCGCAAAGCUCGGUCUCACCCCUGAGGCCGCCGUCUCCAUCGCUCUCCCCAAUACAUACGAAUUCAUUGUUGCAUUUCUCGCCAGCGCCUGGCAAAGAGGAAUUGCCGCCCCUCUCAACUCGGCGUACAAACAGGAAGAGUUUGAGUUCUACAUUGAUGAUCUGAAGUCUGCCGUGGCUCUGGUGCCAAAGGGCUCUUUCCAAAAAGAUGGGCCAGCCGUGAGAGCUGCGAGAAAAUACCAAGCUGCAAUUGCUGAAUGCUAUUGGAAUGGACAAGAAGUUGUGUUGGACGUGAAAGAUGAGGGAAAGUUGAAGGGGAAAGGGAACCAAAAGGUCGAGCAGGCUCAGCCAGAUGAUAUCGCUCUCGUCCUCCAUACGAGUGGUACCACCGGCCGACCCAAGGCAGUGCCAUUGACCCACCGAAACCUCACCCGAACCAUGAAGAAUAUCAAGGAUACUUACCAGCUCACAACAGCUGAUCGUACUAUGCUUGUGAUGCCAUUGUUCCAUGUUCACGGUCUUCUAGCUGGUUUUCUAGCACCCCUUUAUUCUGGAGGAUCUGUUGUAGUGCCCCUCAAAUUCUCUGCUUCCGAAUUCUGGGAUGAUUUUAUCACUCACAAAGCCAAUUGGUAUACUGCUGUACCAACCAUCCACCAGAUUCUUCUCAAAAACCCACCUCCUGCCACAAAACCCAACAUUCGUUUCAUCAGAUCAUGUUCCUCCCCUCUCUCACCAACUACUUUCCACCAGUUGGAAGAGACUUAUAAUGCACCCGUUCUUGAAGCGUAUGCCAUGACUGAAGCUGCACAUCAAAUGACAUCAAACCCUCUUCCACCAGGAAAACGACAACCAGGAAGUGUUGGUAUUGGGCAAGGUGUAGAAAUUGCCAUUAUCGACCAAGAAGGAAACAAGGUUCCUCAAGGAAAAGAGGCGGAAAUCUGUAUUCGCGGCGAGAAUGUCACCAAGGGAUAUUUGAACAACUCUGAAGCCAACAAGUCAUCCUUCACCAAAGAUGGAUAUUUCAGAACUGGUGAUCAAGGAAAACAAGACAAGGAUGGCUAUGUGAUUAUCACAGGGCGAAUUAAGGAAUUAAUCAAUAAGGGUGGAGAGAAAAUCAGCCCCAUUGAGCUUGACAAUGUUCUUGCACGUCAUCCCAAGAUUAGCGAGGCUGUCAGUUUCGCCAUUCCAGACGAGAUGUAUGGACAAGAAGUUGCCGUGGCGAUUGUGCCAAAGAGCGGACAGAAACUGAGCGAGAAAGAAUUGAGAGAUUGGAUUUCAGAGAAAGUUGCCAAAUUCAAGAUUCCCAAGAAGGUAUGUAUUCCCUCAAACUCCCCACAGUUAGUAGAACCUCCGACUGACUUUCGAAAACCCUUCAGAUUUACUUCACAGACAACAUGCCCAAGACUGCCACAGGCAAGAUUCAACGCCGCAUUGUAGCCGAUACAAUGAUGAAGCAGGACGUCCCCAAGGCAAAACUCUAGUUCUGCUAUACUGUACACUUUAUGAAAUCCCAAUCUCGACCGACAUACCUCUUCCAGGAUAGAUCGACACUAAUUGAGCUCACCGAAACCCCAUGCUGUUAGAUACACGAAUAAUCAUAUGAGUUUGUAUUAUUUUCCCCCUCUUUUAACGAUCAUACAACGUUGGAAGACUUGAGUGGUAGAUAGAUUUCUUUUACAAAUGAAACAUUUAUUGAAAAC
Molecule: messenger RNA, 2047 nt
Organism: Hymenoscyphus albidus
Lineage: Eukaryota; Fungi; Ascomycota; Leotiomycetes; Helotiales; Helotiaceae
Source: the annotation of a GenBank genome assembly